Lingula anatina is the source of this 1838-nucleotide messenger RNA. Its product is annotated as protein moonraker. Gene Ontology annotation, cellular component: centriolar satellite; microtubule organizing center. Lineage: Eukaryota; Metazoa; Brachiopoda; Lingulata; Lingulida; Lingulidae. The record is from RefSeq and is a predicted model, not a curated record. Gene Ontology annotation, biological process: centriole replication; protein localization to centrosome.
AUGCAUAUGCCACAAGAACAGGUGGAGAGUAUCAAAGAAUACAGAAAACAGUUUGAAAGGCAUCUAAAACGAGUAUCGCACCAGGCUGUUGGUAAAUUUGACCCAUGGAAACUGGUUGAGGACAUUGCUGAUGAGAUUGUGGACAGCUGUGUAGGAGGAGUUGCUCAGGAACUGGACAACAUCAACAGUGAGAUAGCAGGUUAUGUGUUCAGCACAGAAUUUGCUGCUCCACCAGAAACCAGACCACCUCUAGUAAGUCAGGAGGUGCAGGUCCAAUCUAAACCACACCCCAACUUCCAAGGGGCAAAGCUUUCUGCAGAGCAAGAUGACUAUCUACACCAAGAAAGAAAAGCAAAGCAAUUUAAAUGGCCCAACAACUCGACUGAAAAGGGCAGUAGAAAUGAAGAGUAUUUGAAGCAGUCACACACAGACAGAUCCCCAACCUCUCUGUCAACCUAUUCUCAUUCAUCCAAGGGUGACUCAAAAGGCAAGUCUUCUCAUUCUAGUCUCAGUGGUAAGAUGUCCAUGGGUGAAUUGGACAAGUCGGCUGGUUCUCACAAUCAAAGUUCAAAAAAGGAGAACCUUGAGAAGGACGAGUCUAAGAGGUCUGAGAAAUCUGAGUCUGAAAAAUCGGGGAAAUCUAAAUCAGAGAAGUCACAGAGUAGCAGGUCAAAAGAUGUGAAGGAAGUCCUCAAAUCACUAUCAGGAACAAGUUCGCAGUCAAAAAGAUCUGAAGACACAAAAUCACCAUUGCAUUCCAGUGCAGCUUCUCCUUAUCAGGAUGGACAGACACCAGAUGAGAUAGGGUCACAUGCAAGCUAUUCACAAGAUAAUGAUCAUGUUGAAGAAAAACUGGAAGAUAAAUCCAAGGCUUCAGGGAGACAUUCUGCUAAGGAAAAAGACGACUAUUCUCAAACUUCCUCUGCAGGAGUGCAGUCAAUAUCUGAAGUAAUGGAGAUUGCUGACAACAAAAGUGAUAGAUCUGAAUUUUGAGACUAUUAAAUUUAAGUGUUAAGUAGUUGUUUGUCAGCUAUUUGUAUUAAAAGUAGUAUUUUAAAAGUUUGCAUAUCAAUCCCACAACUGAAAUAUAUGUCUGACUACAUAUGAGUUAAUAAAAUAAAUUCACUAAAUUUAAGAUAAACUAGUUAUAUUAAUUGUUUAUUGCAGAUAAAAAUGUAUAUGUACAUUUGAAAUGUGACGUACAGAGCACCAUGAAAAGAUUUUUUUCCCUGUGAACAUGGUUAUUAUGGAUUAUUAGUUGCACACCAAAUUAACAUGUACUGCAUAAAAAUACAUUUUGCUGAAAGUAAUGGACUUGUACUUCAUUUGUUUUUCUAAGAGUUUAUCAUUGUAAAUCUGUCCCAUUAAUGAAUAAAAAAUCUUUUAUGUGAUUUUACACUGGAAUCAAAAAUUUUUAUAGUUUUUGGAAUAUUAUAUUGAAAAUGAACCUUAAAUAUUAAAGGUACAAUCCAUGGGUUUGAAAAUCCCCAAAAUGCUUUUUUUCCAUCCACAGCUUCUUAUAAAAACUUACACCUUAAAAAUGAUUUAACCCCAUAAAUAUUUUUUUCUGGAGCAUACCCGAUGUUGAUAUUUCCAUUGGAGCUAAUAGGAAGAUGGUCACUCUUAAAAUAACUGGUCAAUCAUUUUAAGCUAAAUCAACCUUUAUAAAUUUUAUCAAAGGUUGAAUCCAACUGCAGAGAGGGAGUGGUAAAUGAUUCAAGAGUAGGAGAAGAUUGUUUAUUUGCCUAGGAAAAUCGGUUUUGGCAUAAAUCUUAUGGAGUGUACCUUAAAGUUGGACUACUUCAGGUUUUCAUCUUUAAGCAAAAAAAAAAAAAAAA